GUUCAACACAAAAGACAAAACUGAGAAGUUUCUUCUGGUGUUCUCCGUUCAGCCUGGAGUUAUAAGAAUUCCUUUAAAGAUUUUUACCUCUGCAGAUUUAAUUAUUCUGAAAUCCUACAAUGGACACCGGGAAAGAACUACAGAAGUUACUUUCUGAAUAUGUUGUGGACACCCUCGAUCUCAUUCAGACAGUCAGAGACUUCUGUGACUCAGUAAAGAAUUGGACCCUUCAGAGAGAAACAGAGCUGAAGAGCAUCAGAGAUAUCAAAGAUCAAGCAUACAAAAUCAGUCUUAAGAUAAAUCACGUUGAGCAUUCAGAGAAUAAAGUCAAGGCUGUUGGCGAGUACCUGUGGAAUGGUUUGACAUAUUUUGUCAAAGCUGACUCCAAACGUCAGAAACUGGAGAAGAAGCUGGGGGAUGUCCUGAAAAACACAUUUGAGGGGCUGGAGAAACUUGACCACUUUCUGGAUGCAUUGGAGAAACUAACAGUUACCUCACGAAAUGUCUUCACUCAUCAAAGAGUCCUGCCGAAGCGAGAGAGCCCUGCAAAUGUGCAAUCGGUCAUCACAGCUGCCAGGAUGGUGUCUCCUCUCCUCCUCCACUUUAAACGAAAUAAUGAAACCUUCUUCAUUCCUGAUCUUAAUAAUGUGGAUGUCCUGACCUUUCAGCUAAACAAAUACAUACGUAUUACACAACAGAUUUGUAGAAAAAUGGAGAGAAAAUCUAAGAGUGUAUUAUGGCCUGGAGAUGAAGAUGGAUGUAAGAAGGAUGAGCCUUUAGAUGAGACCUCCAUGCAAAAACGGCUUGAUCAUCUAAACCAGUUGAGCCAAAUAAGGAUGGACCAUCACACCAGGCUGGCAUUUCUUUUUCAGGAUGAUGCUUUGAACUUCAUUGGUUUGUUCAGUAAGCGUCGGUCUGGGAUGGAGCAGUUCUUGUCAGAUCUGGAAGAAAGUGCAGUUCAGCUGGACAGGAUGAAGAAAGGGGCCAGUAUUUCUACUGUAGCUGGUAGUUCAUUGGGGAUAGCAGGAGGCGUCUUGUCCAUUGUUGGCCUUGCUCUUGCUCCUGUCACUGCAGGAGUGUCUUUGGCUCUCACCCUGACAGGGGUUGGUCUGGGGGUAACCAGUGGUGUCAAUAGUUUGGUCACCGGUAUCACUGAAACAGCAGUUAACAUUCACCAUGGUAAAAAUGCACGAAACAUUUUCCGAGAAUUCAUGAAUGAUACAAAUAAGAUGCAGUGCUGUUUGGAGCAGGCCAGUGUGAAGCAUGUAAAGGAUCUUGAUGUGGUUGAUAUUUUCAAAGCUGAGAAGGUUUUAGUCCGUGCUGUAGGAGUGGCCAAAGGUGUUGAUGCCCUGGUGGAUGCAGUCUCAGCUGUUAAAGUUCUCAAAAGUGAGCAGAUGGUUGCGACUGCAACCAAGAUAGGGCUGCAGGAGACACAAAGUACUCGUACCAUUUCUAAGCUUGCUACAGACUUGCCUGACAUUGGAAAGUUGGCAAAAGGGACACCACUAGCACUCUCAAAGUCAGCAAGAGCUGGGUUUAUUACAGUAAAUGCCCUAUUUAUUGGUUUGGAUUUUCUUUUUAUUUGUAAAGACAGCAUAAGUCUGGCAAAAGGGAGCAAGAGUGAAACAUCUCAGCUCAUCCGCUCCAGAGCAACUCUGUGGAAAUCUGAACUUGAGGCCUGGCAGAAGAUUUAUGAUUCCUUAUGCAUAGGAAUAUGGAGGUUUAGUAAGAACCAGAAAAUGUUGGAUCAAACCUUUGAUUCUGUGACAUAAAAUGUGUGUAAAUAUAUCUAAAUACAUAUAAAAUAUGUACAUUUUCAAUCAUUAUUUGAGCAUUCAAUAUUUGCAUUUUGAAUAUAUAAAAGCAUAUUUAGAAAAGCAAUA
Paramisgurnus dabryanus is the source of this 1883-nucleotide messenger RNA. The record is from RefSeq and is a predicted model, not a curated record. NCBI's taxonomy places the organism in Eukaryota, Metazoa, Chordata, Actinopteri, Cypriniformes, Cobitidae.